This is a messenger RNA of Gloeophyllum trabeum ATCC 11539, 1065 nucleotides long. RefSeq names its product xylose isomerase-like protein. The transcript has a single exon. Bases 1 to 1065 code for a protein of 354 amino acids. The record is from RefSeq and is a predicted model, not a curated record. Lineage: Eukaryota; Fungi; Basidiomycota; Agaricomycetes; Gloeophyllales; Gloeophyllaceae.
AUGCCAAAGCUCACCACCAUCAAAGGCCCAUCCAUCCACCUCGUGCAGUACCUGCGCGACACGCCGCCGUACAACACGCUCGACGGGCUCGCGCGCUGGGCCGCCUCGCUCGGCUUCCGCGCCGUGCAGGUCCCCGCCGAUCCGCGACUCAUCGACGUGCACCGCGCAGCGGACGACCAGGCGUACUGCGACGCGCUGAACGCCACGGUGCGCAGGCACGGCGUGGAGAUCUCGGAGCUGUCGACGCACCUCGUUGGCCAGCUGAUUGCGGUGCACCCGGCGUACGACGCGCUGUUUGACGCGUUCGCGCCGGAGGCGUAUCGCGGGAAUCCGAAGGCGCGGGAGGAGUGGGCGACGGGUGUGAUGUUUGCGUGCGCGAAGGCGGCGAAGAGGCUGGGCUUGAAGGCGCACGCAACGUUCUCGGGCAGCCUGGCGUGGCCGUACUUCUACCCGUGGCCGCAGCGCCCAGCGGGCUUGAUCGAUACCGCGUUUGCGGAGCUCGCGGCGCGCUGGCGGCCGAUCCUGGACGCGUUCGACGAGGCGGGGGUGGACGUGUGUUUUGAGAUACACCCCAGCGAGGACCUGCACGACGGGGUGUCGUUCGAGCGGUUCUUGGAGCAUGUUGGGGGGCACCGGCGCGCGUGUAUUUUGUACGACCCGUCGCAUUUCGUGCUGCAGCAGCUGGAUUACCUCGCGUUUAUCGAUAUCUACCAUGAAAGGAUCAAGGCGUUCCAUGUCAAGGACGCGGAGUUCGUGCCGGAUGGACGGCAGGGGGUGUAUGGCGGGUAUACCGACUGGCAAGACCGGGCGGGGCGCACGAGGGCGCUGGGGGACGGCCAGAUCGACUUCAAGGGUAUAUUCACGAGACUGGCGAAGUAUGGGUACGAAGGAUGGGCGGUGGCGGAGUCAGAGUGCGCGUUCAAGGAUCCGGAGGUUUGUGCGGUCGAGGGUGCAGAGUUCAUCAAGAGGCACAUUAUACCGGUUAUGGGGGACGGAGCGUUUGAUGAUUUUGCGGGGAGCGGCUUAUCCAGGGACGGGGUCAGGGAGGUGCUGGGGUUGGAGUGA